AUGGCUUACCGAAAUGAUUCAAUGAGAGCUGAGAACCCAGUCCAAAACCUCUACUUCAAGAAGGUGGUUGUCUUAAUUAUUGAAACACAGUGCAAAAAUGAUACUGAAGCUCUAAUACACAUAGCAUACAAUAAAUCAAUUACAAGGAGGAUCAUUGCUAAGAGGAACACUAAGUGUAAGCUGAAUGAAUACAGUUUACAUGAUGAGUGUUGCAAGAAAUGUGAACGUGGUUUUGUUAAAAAAACCGUCUGCCCAAAAGAUAUUAACAAAGACUGUAGUCUAUGUAAAAAUGGAAAAGAGUACAUGGAUCAUGACAACGAUUUGGACAAAUGUUUGAGGUGCUCUUCAUGUGACAGGAUAUUAGGUUUGGAGGUUGCAAAGAACUGUACCCCAACAAAGAACACGAAAUGUACCUGUGCGAAGAACCAUUUUUGCAAUUCUUCUAUACCAUGUGGGCACUGUGAUCGAUGUAGCACAUGUGAAGGUGGCGUAAUUGAAAAACAAUGUACUUCAACUUCAGACACUGUGUGCAGAAUGAAAGAAACAGGAGUGCUAUGGUGGCCCAUUGCUUUGAUAGCUGUGUUAUCACUACUAGCAGCUGGAGUAAUAUUCUGGUACAGGAGAAAAUGGAAGGGUCUUACUAGGAAGGAGAAAACAGAGGCCUCCACGAUAGAGGCUUCUUAUGAGAAUGUACAACUCCUAUACACAGAUGUUGACCUGAGCAGCCAUGUUGCUGGUAUUGUGGAGGAGAUGACACUCCAAGAAGUCAAGACAUUUGUUCGUAAUCACAAAGUACCAGAACCUGUCAUAGAUCAAACUGUUCGGGAUUAUGUUAGUGAUACAUCUGAACAGAAGAUUAAGCUGUUUCAAGUCUGGUAUCAAAGACAUGGGAUAAAAGGAGCCUAUGGAACCCUAAUAAGGAGCCUGAGAGAGUUUAAAAUGUGCGCUGCAGCUGAUAAAAUAGAGGAAAAAUUGAAGGCAGCUGUUUCCAGCUGUCAAGAAGGGGGACAGUCUUAUAAUGAUGACACUGAGCAAAGCAAAACCUGCACUCAGGAAGGUAGAAACUCCUAUGAUGAUAGUGCUGAGCUAAGUAAAACCUAUUCUGGUAGUUUGGAAGAGACAUAG
Molecule: messenger RNA, 1125 nt
Organism: Nipponia nippon (crested ibis)
Lineage: Eukaryota; Metazoa; Chordata; Aves; Pelecaniformes; Threskiornithidae
Source: RefSeq, a predicted model, not a curated record